CUUGACCUCGACCUCGUCCUUGCAUCCCCCGCCCAAGUGCCAUAAUCCGUCUUAUUGAGAACUCCAAGAAGCGCGAAAUGCCGCGGGAUCCCUUAAUCGGCCUUGUAGGCAAGCCUUCUGCUGGCAAGAGCACGACUCUAAACAGCUUAACCGAUGCGACGUCCAAAGUUGGAAACUACCCUUUCACAACCAUUGACCCGCAACGAGCCAUCGGUUAUCUCCAAAUAGCAUGCGCCUGCGAGCGCUUCGGUGUACAAGAUAAAUGCAAGCCCAACUAUGGAUCGUGUGUUGAUGGCCGCCGUUCCGUGCCAAUAGAGCUUCUCGAUGUAGCUGGACUUGUUCCCGGCGCACAUCAGGGCAGAGGUCUGGGUAAUAAGUUUCUAGACGACCUCCGACAUGCGGAUGCUCUAAUCCAUGUCGUGGAUGCUAGCGGGAGGACGAAUGCUGAGGGCGAAAAUACACGAGGAUACGACCCCUCCCAGGAUAUAGCCUGGUUACGUGGUGAGAUCGUCGCCUGGAUCAAAGGGAAUUUGUGGGAGAAAUGGGGUUCUAUCAAGAGGCGACAUGUUGCUGUCAAGGCUACUGCUGUCGAGACCCUUCAAGGACAGUUCUCAGGCUACGGAAGUACGGCAGCAGUAGUAGCACGCACUCUGGACCGUCUUAACCUGAAAGAGCCGCUGGAGCACUGGACUGAGGAGACGGUGGACCGUGUUGUCAGCGCAUUCACUGAUGAGAAGUUCCCCACGGUGAUCGCGCUAAACAAAAUCGAUGACUCUGAUGCUUACACAAAUCUCAUGAAGAUCACUAAAAUGCAGGAUCCCAAUAUGGUGGUCGCAUGUUCGGCGAAGGCCGAAUUGUUCCUGCGAAAAAUGGCCAAGCAAGGUUAUAUAAGGUAUACGGAGGGAACUGAGUUUGUGGAUACACGCGAAGAUCUGAUAGCAGACGGCGACCCAGACGGCGGGGGAUUGAAGGAGUUGGAUGAAAAGAAUAAGAACACCAUCGAGGAAUAUAGAGAUAUGAUCUUGUUCCGAUAUGGUUCCACUGGCGUCGUCCAGGUUCUUUCAAAGGCGGCCGAAAUACUCGGUCUCGUACCCGUCUUCCCCGUACGAAACGUAUCGACUUUCAGCUCUGGUUCAGACACGAAGGUCGCGUUUAGAGAUUGCGUCCUCGUGAAAAAGAACUCGACUGUGGGCGAAGUCGCGAGGAAAGUUAUGGGCGAUGCGCCGAUUGCCUACGUAGAAGGAGUGGGAGGCGUACGAGUCUCGGAAGACGCUGUCGUGACCGCAGGCAAAAACGACGUUUUAUCGUUUAAGAUAGGUCGAGGGUAAUAAAUAAAGUCACUUGAUUGAAUAAUCUAUUUCUUCUGAUAUAGUGCUUAUACAGAAGUCUAAAGACUCAAACCUUGACCCCAGUUGAGUGAAGUUAUUUAUGCGUUAUAUUAUUACAUGAUGCUGCCGUCAUUUACAACUUUGCUAAGUUGCCGCUCAAAAAGGUUAUAUUCAGAUCAGGCUCAGCAACUCUUUAGUUAUUGUUGAUAUUCUCCUAAGCAUAGAGUAUUCCGUAGACCUAGACUCCUUAUAUUAUCGUCCCGUAUCUCGACCUUACGGAAACAAUACAUCUGCUUAGAACUAUGUCACUGUAGCCGGAGAUGAUAAUAACUCUUAUCCUACGUCGUUCAUUAAUAAAUGCCUACAAUAUGAAGCACAUGCAUCAUGGUUGAAAUACUUUGGCCCAAAUAAAAU
Molecule: messenger RNA, 1742 nt
Organism: Daldinia loculata
Lineage: Eukaryota; Fungi; Ascomycota; Sordariomycetes; Xylariales; Hypoxylaceae
Product: P-loop containing nucleoside triphosphate hydrolase protein
Exons: 4
Coding region: 78-1328 (416 amino acids)
Cellular component (GO): cytoplasm
Molecular function (GO): ATP hydrolysis activity; GTP binding
Source: RefSeq, a predicted model, not a curated record